Messenger RNA from Salvia miltiorrhiza (redroot sage), 1745 nucleotides. Its product is annotated as DEAD-box ATP-dependent RNA helicase 15-like. Bases 170 to 1456 code for a protein of 428 amino acids. Gene Ontology annotation, molecular function: RNA binding; RNA helicase activity; ATP binding. The transcript is spliced from 12 exons. The record is from RefSeq and is a predicted model, not a curated record. NCBI's taxonomy places the organism in Eukaryota, Viridiplantae, Streptophyta, Magnoliopsida, Lamiales, Lamiaceae.
AGCAUCAGUUGCAGAAAUCUCUCGCUCUCUCUCUCUCAUCUCUUAACCUUCUCUCUCUACUCUUCCACCGAGUAAAAACUUUUGCCCUACUUUUCCUAACGUUUUUGUCUGCAGAAAUCCCCGAAACCCUAAUUCUAACCCUCAUCAGAUCCAACAGCAGGCAGGUGAAAUGGGAGACACGAAAGAGAACGAAGCUUACGAAGAGGAACUCCUCGACUACGAGGAGGAAGACGAAAAAGCCCCCGAUUCGGUCAACGCCAAAGUCAACGGAGAGUCCGUUAAGAAAGGCUAUGUGGGGAUCCACAGUUCAGGAUUCAGAGACUUCCUCUUGAAGCCAGAGCUUUUGAGGGCUAUUGUAGAUUCAGGAUUUGAACAUCCUUCAGAAGUUCAACACGAGUGCAUACCUCAAGCCAUUUUGGGAAUGGAUGUCAUCUGCCAAGCCAAGUCUGGUAUGGGGAAAACUGCUGUCUUUGUUCUUUCAACAUUGCAGCAGAUUGAACCCGUUGCAGGUCAAGUUGCAGCUCUUGUGCUAUGCCAUACAAGGGAACUGGCUUAUCAGAUCUGUCAUGAAUUUGAGCGAUUCAGCACAUAUUUGUCAGAUAUUAAAGUAGCUGUUUUCUAUGGUGGCGUCAACGUUAAGAUCCACAAAGAUCUCCUGAAGAAUGAAUGCCCUCACAUUGUGGUAGGAACACCAGGAAGGAUUCUUGGUCUAGCAAGAGACAAGGACCUUUCUUUAAGGAAUGUGAGGCAUUUCAUACUUGAUGAAUGUGACAAGAUGCUUGAGUCUCUUGAUAUGAGAAGAGAUGUGCAGGAGAUUUUCAAAAUGACACCUCAUGAUAAGCAAGUUAUGAUGUUUUCGGCUACACUCAGUAAAGAGAUUCGACCUGUUUGCAAGAAAUUCAUGCAAGAUCCUAUGGAGAUUUACGUGGAUGAUGAGGCAAAGUUGACCCUUCAUGGUCUUGUACAGCACUACAUCAAAUUGAGUGAGCUGGAGAAGAACCGAAAGCUGAACGAUCUGCUCGAUGCAUUGGACUUCAAUCAAGUUGUUAUCUUUGUCAAAAGUGUGACUAGAGCUGCUGAGCUGAACAAGUUGCUUGUGGAGUGUAACUUCCCAUCGAUUUGCAUUCACUCUGGCAUGUCCCAAGAAGAAAGAUUGACCCGCUACAAGGGAUUCAAGGAGGGGCAUAAGAGGAUUCUCGUAGCAACUGAUUUGGUAGGAAGAGGAAUUGAUAUAGAGCGAGUUAAUAUUGUGAUUAACUAUGAUAUGCCAGAUUCUGCAGACACUUAUCUCCACAGGGUGGGUAGAGCUGGGAGGUUUGGCACCAAAGGGCUGGCCAUCACGUUUGUUUCUUCUGCCUCUGAUUCAGAUGUUCUAAAUCAGGUACAGGAGAGGUUUGAAGUUGAUAUUAAAGAACUACCUGAGCAGAUUGAUGUUUCCACAUAUAUGCCAUCGUAGAGUUACCCAUGUUUUGUUGCAACGGGAACAUGUAAACUGGACACACAAGUCGAGGUAGGGUUGCUCCUGGUUAUUGAAAAGAGUCUCUCAUGUUGUUUGAGAUGAAAAUCGACAGUGGCUGCUCUAGUUGUACCUUCUAUUUACUUUAGGGCAUUUGGCCUUCCGAUGAGAUAUAAUCACUCAGAUAUUUGAAUUUCUGAUGGCGACGUUGCAAAAUCUUGUUUGUAGACCAUUUUUAGUUACUCUACCGUUUUUGUGGAUUGCUUAAUGAGAUUUUCAGUUAGCUCAA